Messenger RNA from Poeciliopsis prolifica (blackstripe livebearer), 1898 nucleotides. RefSeq names its product glycosyltransferase 1 domain containing 1 (gene glt1d1). Bases 374 to 1423 code for a protein of 349 amino acids. Lineage: Eukaryota; Metazoa; Chordata; Actinopteri; Cyprinodontiformes; Poeciliidae. Gene Ontology annotation, molecular function: glycosyltransferase activity. The transcript is spliced from 12 exons. The record is from RefSeq and is a predicted model, not a curated record.
AGGUGAUUUUAUUUUAUCGUUUCGUUAUAGUAGUGUAGUGAUAUACGUGUUAUCAGGAUGUUCUCUUGACCGAGUCUUUAAUAUUGGUCACGACACAAAAACAGUGCCGACGGCAUUUAGUGUUCUGCUGUUAUUAUUACAGCCGUUUGUUUCCAGGGGACGGAUAUUAGAGACGGACUUGUAAACAUUCGGAGCGUGGUCCGUCACUCCGGUUGAAAAAACACGAGCGGCAUGCUGGGCGCUGUUAGUUUUAUUCUACGUGGACGUUUCGGUAACGAGUCCAGGAAAUGUGAUCUGAGCUGGGUGUAGCAAGGGAGCUGAAACUCAGAGACCUGCCUCGCCUGCACUGUCAUUCACCGGUUACAGAGGGGAUAUGAAAGUACUCUUUCUGGCCUGCCUCAGCCCCAAAACAGGGAACCAUACGACAGCAGAGAGAAUAAGGUCUCACAUUGAAUCAGCAGGACACAGCUGCGAGCUUAGAGAUGUGGCAGAUUUUCACUCUCCCGCUGACGUGGCACAUCUAGUAUCCCAAAAUCCUCCAUUUGAGGGUGCGCUGGCAAUUCAUCUUUUCAAAGCUGGCAGACUCCUCCUGGACCUUCGUUUACCCUUCGGGGUCAUUUUUGGCGGUACGGACAUAAAUGAAGAUGUGAAAGAUGAGCAGAAGCGUGUGGUUAUGAAGCAGGUGCUGCUGAAAGCCAGGUUUGCUGUUGCUUUCACUGAAAAACUAAAAGAAGAGGCAGAAUUUGUUUUGGUGUCACCCGACAGUAAAAUCUAUGUCCAGCCUCAGGGCAUCCAGACAGAAGAGGCUGAACAAUUUUGUUGGACUGAAUUCUUGAGGAGCUCAGGUGUGAGGACGGAGUGCUUAGAUGAACUGCGUGUCUUCCUGUUGGUCUGUGGUCUCAGAAGAGUCAAGGACCCUCUCUAUUUGGCAGACGUUUUUUCAGAGUGGCAUUCAGAGAACCUUCACAACAUCCUGAUCAUAAUCGGGCCAAAGGUUGACCCUGCACUCACCGCUGAAGUGGAAGCAGUUGUUCAACGGGCCGCUGGGGUCUUCCUGGCGCAGGAGAGGAGCCAGCAGGAGCUUCAUGCCGCCAUGAAAAGGUGCUUUGCCGUCGUCAACAGCUCUGUGUCAGAGGGCAUGUCGGCAGCCAUCUUGGAGGCAAUGGACCUCAGAGUUCCUGUUCUGGUGAGGAACAUACCAGGAAAUGCAGCUGUGGUGAAGCAUGGAGUCACUGGGCUGCUAUUCUCUUCUCCUCAGGAAUUUGUGCACCAGUCGCAGAGGCUGCUGUCAGAUCAGGAGCUGAGAGAGAGAGUGGUAAGGAGUGGAAAACUCUACGUGGAAGAACAUCACAGUGUGAAAGAGGAGAGGGAAACAUAUCAGAGGCUGAUGGACAAGCUGCACAAGGUCCAGUUUUUAACCUAACUGUAUACUUUCUCAGGAACUUUAGAUGCAGACAAGAGGAUGUACUGUAUGUAUAUUUGUUUACUUAUUUAAUAAAGUUAUUCUUAUCUUUAUUUAAAUAAAAUUAAAGUUUUAUCAACCCUCCCUCACUUUAAGCUAUAUAACACUGAACCAAAAGAAUGGAUGUGUUGGAGUGUCACAUAAUAUAUACGACGUCUAUGAAGCUGCUGUCAUGUAUGGAAAUAUAAUGUAAGUUCAGUGGCUGUGAAUCAAUUUUGCAUAAAGGGAACUAAUAAAAAAUUGCAAAUAAAACAAAGUGUUCACUGGGUGAUUAUGUGGAAUUAAUUGAUUCUUGAAUUCUGUCCCAUUCUGGUUAUGCUGGCUAACUUGUUUAUUUUGAAUGAAGUGCAGGAAAUGGAUUUUCAAGACCCCAGCAAAAUCUGAAUCGGUUUAAAAGGCAAAGGGGGAAAUUAGGUCCUUCCAACUUGCUGUAUAA